Arabidopsis thaliana (thale cress) is the source of this 1295-nucleotide messenger RNA. RefSeq names its product zinc knuckle (CCHC-type) family protein. Bases 166 to 993 code for a protein of 275 amino acids. The transcript has 2 exons. NCBI's taxonomy places the organism in Eukaryota, Viridiplantae, Streptophyta, Magnoliopsida, Brassicales, Brassicaceae. The record is from RefSeq and is marked reviewed.
GUGAAGGACUUGAGAGAAAAUAAGAAAAGAGUUUGUGAAUAAUCUUUUGUCUUUCUCUUUCGUCUUCCUCGCUCUAACGCCGCCUUCUCACACUCUCAAAUUGGCUCAUCCAUUCCAAGCACGCUCCUUCGAUCUUCCUCUUGGUACGCUCGUUUCUAAUUAAACAUGUCUAAUUCAAAGGACGAGAAAUCACAAGAUGCAGCUGAUAGAAUCAAGGCUGCAACACUCACUGCUGCUAAAGGUCUAAGCCGUACACAAGCGGAGAGAGCAGCGGCUGCAGCAGCGAGAAACGUUAACGCUUAUGGCCAGAAAGAAGAAGGUCCGAGUAGAUGGCAGGAGAAAAGAGAAUUAAAGAGGCAGAUGUAUUUGAUGAGUACUGAGAAAGCUGUCAGGCUUGGUGAAAGGAAAGAUAAAACAAUGUCAGCUUCAGCCGUGGGAAGCAGUGCUUCGGCGGCUUCACAGUGUCAGAAAUGUUUCCAAGCUGGGCAUUGGACUUAUGAGUGUAAGAAUGAAAGGGUUUAUAUCUCGAGGCCUUCGAGAACUCAGCAGCUUAAGAAUCCUAAACUGAGAACGAAGCCUUCUGUUGAUGAUCUUGAUGGUAGUGAUGAUGAUGAUGAAGAAGAAAGGCCUGAUGCAACUAAUGGGAAAGCAGAAGUUGAGAAGCGAUCUAAGAAGAGUAAGCGAAAGCAUAGGUCAAAGUCUGAUUCUGAAAGUGAUAGUGAAGCCUCUGUGUUUGAAACAGAUAGUGAUGGCUCAUCUGGAGAGAGUAGUUCAGAAUACAGUUCAUCGUCGGACUCAGAGGACGAAAGGAGGAGGAGAAGAAAGGCCAAGAAGAGCAAGAAGAAGCAAAAGCAGAGGAAAGAAAGGCGAAGAAGGUACAGCUCUUCUUCAUCGGAGUCAUCUGAGUCAGAAUCAGCUUCGGACUCAGAUUCUGAUGAAGAUAGAAGCAGAAGAAAGAAGAAGAGCAAGAGGCACAGCAACAAGCGUCGUUGAAUUGGUUUUAGGAAAUCGAUAAGUGGAUGAAAAUUUUCAUGCCUUAGAAUCAUUUUAAGCUUCUUAAAGGAAACUCACUGCUAUGUUACUUCUUUUUCUUCAAGUUCGAUUUUUUCUUUUUGUCAGCCAUUUAUGGCUUUAUGUUGUAACAAACUGAUAAAUCUUUAGAAUCUCCUCAAGUUUUCAUAGCUCAAUAGCUCCUUGGAGAAUGUUGUAAACCUAAACGAAAUACCUUUGUGUUGUUAUGAUAGAGAGAUUUUAGUGACUGUUGGUUAUAGCAUGCAUAUAUUCGAAGGAUGGAG